UUCUUUUCUUCUUUACCUCUCUCACUCUCUCUCAUUUCGGAAUCAGAGGAGCAAAAAUGGGGGAUGCGAGCCACCUGGAGAAGAUGGGCAGAGAACUCAAGUGCCCCAUUUGCCUGAGUCUUCUGAACUCUGCGGUUUCACUAACGUGCAAUCAUGUAUUCUGCAACUUGUGUAUUGUGAAAUCGAUGAAAUUGGGAUCCACUUGUCCAGUUUGUAAAGUGCCAUUUCGGCGUAGAGAGGUUCGCCCCGCUCCUCACAUGGAUAACUUGGUGAGCGUUUACAAAAGCAUGGAAGUUGCUUCAGGAAUCAAUAUAUUUGUCACUCAGAAUGCACCCUCAACUAAAUUUUCAGAUAAAGAAGAGCAAGCUGAAGGUGAAGGCAACCAUGGCGAACAAGAUAGUGGUGGAAACUGUCAGGAUAGAUCAGGGAAACAAAAUACCUUGAAAGGAAAAGGGUCAAGAAAAAAAUCUAAAUCGAACAUGAAAAAUACUAGUUCUACCUUUGUGAAACCUUCAUUCCCAACCAAGAAAAGGGUUCAGGUGCCACAGUGCCCUUUUUCCGAAUCCCCAGCAAGGCGAGCAAUAUUAGAAGGUGAAUUGAGUGAAAUUGAUAGGGAAGAACCCAAAAAAAGUUCAACCAUUGUAAAGGAUAAGCCUGUUCUAUAUGACAAGGGAGAACCAGUGCUUUCACCUUUCUUUUGGUUGAGAGAUGAGGAGGGCGUAGAAAAGUCAAGUCAGCAUACUGAUGAGGGUGAAUUUAUGGAUAUGACACCACUACAUGCUCCUGCCUUCAGUGAUAUCAAGGACUCCGAUGAUGAGUACCCUUCUAAUUCGACCCCAACUGGAUUACAUGGCAAGUGCUCCAGUGUUGCAGAUUUUUUUGAUAGUGAGAUGUUUGAAUGGACACAAAGACCUUGCUCUCCCGAACUUUGUUCAAGUCCCUUUAAGAUGCAGGUUGCAAAUGUGGAAGAAAUCAAUGAAAUUCAAGAGAAGGAAUUAGAAGCAGCAUUACAGGAUGUGACAACAAAUGAAGAACCAAGCACCAGAAAUGAAAAAUGCAUGAAUUCUAAACAAGGAAGUGGUCCUGCAGAUGGGGUCCUGCCCAAUGUGUCCUCUCCCAGAACUGAAGGUUCCAGUGAUCAAAUUGGAAGCAAUAAAUCUAACAAGAGUGGUAAGAUUAGGAAGGCAAGUGAAAGAGCCAAAAAGAAGUGUCCAAAACGGCAUACAGAUUCAGAUUUUGAAAUUUAUAUAGAUUUGAAUAAAGCAUCAGAAAAUUUUAUCCAAGAGCAAACUCUUGACAAUAAUUACAGUUUGGAUAAGAUUAGCAAACGGAGUAAGAAGUCUCAUAUUGGUACAAGUACAACUAAGCCAACACCUAAAAGUAUUCAUGCUGUCUCUGUGGGAACUGAAACUUUGGAUCAUGGUGACGAAAGUGCAGUAAUUGAGACACCUCUUUUAUUAGGUAAGAAAGAAGGGAACAAUGAAGUUCUUACCUUGAAGAAGGCUGGAAAAAGGCAUAAGAAGAUUGAUUGCUCAGUAAGGUCAGAGAAACGAAAACUGGAUUCUCUGAAGAACAAUGUGCUUAAAGUAGUUAAAACACGAAACCAAAAAGAUGACGAUACUAAUAAGAAAGUCUCUGGUUUCGGACAGAAACCAAGCAAACCUGGAAAAGAAACCAAGUCACGUGGUCAAGAACUGAGAAGUAGGAAAAAGUUGAAAGUCUCCUCUUAUGGCAUCUUGAAGGAUGAGUUGGUCAAUGACAUCCAAGAGGGUCAUACUUAUGUUCCUACAAGGGAAACCCAACACAAUGAAAAGGUUCAGGGCAGGUCUUAUGUCAAAAGUCACGAUGAUACAUCAGUUGUGCAGAAGCUUCCUUCUCUAAUGAAUAAAAUAGUCUUACAGAAAUGUGGGACUAUUUCUAACAAGUUUCAAUGUGCUUUCUGUCUUUCUUCAGAAGAAUCGGAGGCAUCAGGAGAAAUGGUCCACUACUAUAAUGGAAGGCCUGUUGCUGCAGAUCAUGAUGGAGAAUCCAAGCUCAUACAUUCGCAUAGGAAUUGCACUGAAUGGGCCCCUAAUGUCUAUUUCCAAGAUGAUAAUGCAAUUAAUCUCGAAGCUGAAUUAACUAGAAGUCGAAGAAUUAAGUGUUGUUGCUGUGGAAAUAAGGGGGCAGCACUUGGGUGCUAUGCGAAGAAUUGUCGCAAGAGUUUUCACGUUCCUUGUGCAAAGUUGACCCCACAAUGUCGAUGGGAUACUGAUAAUUUUGUCAUGUUAUGUCCUCUUCACGCCUCUUCUAAGUUGCCUAGUGAAAGCCCUCAAGAAAUGAGGAAGAAAUAUGCUCUUAAAGGGAAACUAUCUCAAUGUGAUGAUGUUGCUAGUAAAAAUGUCAUCAGUACUGAUAGAAAUUGGAAGUUUUGUGUAUCCUCGAAGAAAUUGGUUCUUUGUUGUUCAGCUCUCACAACUGCAGAGGGGGAAACUGUUUCUGAUUUUGAGAGGUUAUCUGGAGUUACAGUUCUGAAAAAGUGGGAUUCGAGUGUCACCCAUGUUAUUGCGUCAACAAAUGAAAAUGGGGCAUGCAGAAGAACCCUCAAAAUAUUGAUGGGUAUCUUGGAGGGAAAGUGGAUACUGAAUAUGGAGUGGAUUAAGGCUUGCAUGAAGGUCAUGGAACUUGUUGAUGAGGAGCCUUAUGAAAUUGCUGUUGACAUUCAUGGGAUCAGGGAUGGGCCUCGACUUGGAAGGCUAAGAUUGCUGAACAAGUAUUACAUGCAGCAACCAAAGCUUUUUGAUGGGUGUAAGUUCUAUUUCAUGGGAGAAUUUUUACCUGCAUACAAGGGGUACCUACAAGACCUUGUAAUUGCUGCUGGAGGAACAAUUCUGCAUAGAAGACCUGUUUCAGAGGACCAAAACCAAACCUUCAUAAUUUACAGUCUUGAGCUUCCUGAUAAAUGUAAUCCUAGCAAGAAAACUACAAUUUUCAACUGCCGCCGAUCGGAUGCAGAGGCCAUGGCAAGUUCAACUGGAGCCAAAGUAGCAAGCAAUUCAUGGGUUUUGAACUCCAUAGCAGCCUGCCAUUUACAAAACCUUGCCGAAUAAUAUAUCUCUUCCAAUGCCAGGAGCUCUGUACAUGUUUAAGAAACUUCUUCUGAACUAGCUCUAGGGUUUUUUUUUUUUUUUCCUUAAGUAUGGUGUAGACAUGUAUAAACACCAUGCUCAUGUUACAUGGUUGGUUAUACACAUUUUUUUUUUUACUUAGCAGUGUAAAGCAGGAAUAUAUAAGUGAGUGAAUAUGUUAAAUGUG
Molecule: messenger RNA, 3294 nt
Organism: Corylus avellana
Lineage: Eukaryota; Viridiplantae; Streptophyta; Magnoliopsida; Fagales; Betulaceae
Source: RefSeq, a predicted model, not a curated record